Condylostylus longicornis is the source of this 2866-nucleotide messenger RNA. Its product is annotated as syntenin-1-like. Gene Ontology annotation, cellular component: cytoplasm; plasma membrane. NCBI's taxonomy places the organism in Eukaryota, Metazoa, Arthropoda, Insecta, Diptera, Dolichopodidae. The record is from RefSeq and is a predicted model, not a curated record. Gene Ontology annotation, molecular function: protein binding. The coding region runs from base 270 to 1238 and encodes 322 amino acids. The transcript has 5 exons.
GUUGUGUAUAAAUUUAGGACUAAGGAAUUUGUCGGACAUUUAAAAAAUUAGAAGAAAGAAAGUACCUUAAAAGUGAAAAAUAAUAAAAAUAUUCAUAUUUAAGAAUAAAAUUAUAAUUUUAAGUGUUCAAUUUCAAAAAUAGCCAAUUGUUGAACAAAAGCCAGAAAAAAUAAAGAGUUUUUUUUAUAUAAUAUAAAACUUUAUUUGUAUAUAAUUAUAUUGAAGAAAUUUAAAGUGACAAACACGUAUAGAAAGAAACGAUAAUUACCAUGUCUUUGUAUCCAACAUUAGAAGAUAUGCAAAUCGAUAAAAUGGUUCAAGCACAACGAACCAUUUUAAAUGAAAUUGUACAACAAAAUGCACAACAGCAGCAAUCAGUAUCUAAUUUGCCGUCACCAGACAACAAUCAGCCAGCAAAAAAUAAUAUCAAUAACACUACUACUUCUAAAGAAUUAUAUCCUGCUUUGGGUAACUUUUUAGGAUUAGAAUUAUCAGAGGAUAUGAUACGCCAAAAUAUGCCAGAAUAUAUUCUUCAAGAAAAUGUAAUUCAAUCAUCAGGAAAUGGUUAUCCAGUUGUACCAAGAGAAAAUGUUGAUGGUGCUUCUCAUAGUGGUGUUAUUGCACCAUUAACUGGAACUGCAGCUAUAUCGUCACGUGCACAAGUUAAUCAUAAUAUACGAGAAUUAAUUUUAUGUAAAGAUGCUAAUGGAAAAGCUGGUUUAAGAGUUCAGGCAAUUGAUAAUGGGAUUUUUGUUAGCAUUGUUGUCAAAAAUAGUCCAGCAGCUUUAGCUGGCUUACGUUUUGGUGAUCAAAUUUUACAAUUAAAUGGAACAUUGGUAGCAGGUUAUGCUGCUGAUAAAAUUCAUAAAAUAUUAAAGAAAGCAGAUCAAAAUAAUAUUUCACUUGUUGUUCGGGAUAGACCGUUCGAAAGGACUGUUACUUUACUUAAAGAUUCAAGUGGUGGACUUGGAUUCCAAUUUAAAAGUGGAAAAAUUACCACAAUUGUUAAAGAUUCAUCUGCAGCACGUAAUGGUAUAUUAACAAACCACAAUAUUCUUGAAAUUAAUGGGCAAACUGUUGUCGCUAUGAAAGAUAAAGAGAUAACAAAAAUUCUUAAUGAGGCUGACAGGAUUGUAAAAAUCACAAUUAUACCAACUUUUAUUUAUGAGCAUCUUGUUAAAAAAUUGGAUACAUCAUUUUUACGUGGAAUUAUGGACCAUAGUAUUCCAGAUUUUUAAGCGUGCCAAAUUUACAUAAAAAACAAAAUCAAGUCAGUAAGAUGAGUCAUACGAUAGCGGGAUAGAAAUUUGUAGAAACGGUUUUAUUAUAUUACAAGACAGAAAUUAUUAUUUUAAAAUCGGAGUUAAUAAUUUUAUUUUUUUAUGUAUAAAAAUGGGUAACUAUAGUUUAAACCUGUAUGAAGUCCAAUAAUAUAUGCAACAGUAUGGAAUUCCAAAUAUACAUAUAGGUUUUAAUUUUACUUUAAUUUUUGAAAUAUAAGAUUACAUUUUUAAAAGAAUAAUAUAAAAUGUGAUAAACAUAACAAUAUUGAUUUAAAACGUAUAAGUUAUUAUAUGAAAAAUAGUACCAUAUAAAAGUUUUUGUAUUAAGCCAUUUAAACAAUUCGAAAGCGCCUUUGUGUCAUAUGUGAAAUUAUCAAAUAAAAUAUCGGAUAGAAAUAUUUACGUAUAUAAUAAAAAUUUUAUAUAUUUACUAUGUAAAAUUAUAAGAAACAGAUAAUUUUUUUAAAUCGGUGUAAAAUUACAUUAUAUAUAAAAUUUUUCAACAUUAAACGUGGAUUUAAAAUAUUGUGAUUAAAUUGCAUAUUUCAAUAUUAUACCAUUAAUAAAUUAAUCAAUAUUGUGAAAUUUUCUUUUUUUUGAAAAAUUAUUAUGCAAAAAAUGUUAUUAAAAUGGCAUUUUUUUUUGUUUACAACAUUUAACAAGAACUUAGUUCUGGUUCAUUCCUAAGGGUUUCAAAUUUUCAUAAUUAUUCAUAUUAUAUUAGAUAAUCAGUAUUCUUUACUUAAAAACCUAUUUUUCAAAUAAUUUGAUUUUUUGUGAAUAAAUUCUAUAAUUAAAUUUUAGUUUUUAAUGUCACAAUGUUUAUUUUUAUGUUAUUUGAAAAAUAAAUAUCAAAAAACAAAAAUGAAAUCAUAGUAGUUACCAAUAUUCUAAUGUAGAGUAGUUAUAAGUCGAUAUUAAAAUUUUUGUAUUAGAAUAUGUAACGAAAAUUAAAAGGCCCCGUUUUCUUUUCACUGCAAUACGCUCUGUAGUUAAUGAAAUUACAACGAUCAUUAGCAAAAGCAGUAUGUAUUUAAUUUAUAAAAAAUAAAGUGUUAGUGCAUGCAAUUUUCUUGUUUGACACAAUUGCAAUAAUUUAUAAUUUUGAUAAUUACAAUAACUGAAAUUUACGAAUUAUAUAAAAAAUAUUUUUCAAAAAGGAAACGAAAAUAAUUUUAAUUCAUAAGGGCUGAAUAUCAAAUAAAUAAAUGUAAUUAAUUAAAGAAAAUUUUGUAGUCGUACAAAAGUGCUAUAUUAUUUUUGGUAGAAUCAUAGUUAUAACUUGACUGGCGUUUACAUUUAAAUAUUUGCACUAUAAUACUAUUAUUAUUAUUUUGAUUAUUACUAUUAUUAUUAUUACUAUUUUUAAUGUAUUGUAGUUUUUUUACUGUUUUUGUUUGAAUUUUUUGAAAUAAUGAAAGAAACAAAUUAUUUUUCUAAUGUACUGAAAGAAGUUUAAAUCUAAAAAAACGAAUUAUUUUUUUUAAUAAAUAAGUUUUUGUGCGAAAAAAAAUAAUAUAUAUAUAUAUAUAUAAAUAUAUGUUAAUUGAUUAUACAUGUGGAUAUAUUGUAUAACUUUUAUU